ACACCUCCCAUGAUUCCCACGGACAUAAACUUUGAUGUUGAACACUCGACUUUCUUCCAGCACUAUAAUCAGUUGCCAUCACCAGCUGAAGUCCGCUCGCAAGCAUAUGCCCAAUAUCUUGCUGGCAGUAGCUGGGGAGAUAAGAGGAGAGAUGUCUCUACUACUGGCUACAAUCAACGUCCAUCCCCAGCAGUGUUUGAGUCCAUGGGUCUGUUUGUCAAAUGGGGAUCCGAAGUAAGCAUCGCGGAGGGCCAAUGCCUUUACACAAUUCAACACUGCUUCAAAGAUACUGUACCAGUUCCCGAAAUCUACGGAUGGCGUACAGACGGCAGCCAGGUCUUCCUUUAUAUGAAGGCAAUCAGUGGGAGGACUUUGGAACAAGCUUGGCCGGAGAUGGAAGUGAAUGAUUGCUUGCGUAUUUGUCGUGAGCUUCGGACAAUUUUCGAUACUCUACGCCAGCUGAAACAAUACUCUUCGGAUACGUUUGUUGGCAGCAUCGCACGGGGCCAUCUUUACGAUAGGGCAAUCAACCCAAGGUACAUGGCCGAAGCUGGGCCAUUCGCCUCCGUGAAAGAGUUUCACGAUUGGUUUACCUUUCUGCACAAGCGACCGAUGCCUGACCCUCACACUGUACCCCCAGAGCCCUUCCGCCAAGAUCUUCCUGAUGAUAGCGAUAUUGUUUUCACACAUGGAGAUCUUCAUCCAAGCAAUAUUAUUCUAUCGCUAUCUAGUCCGCCUCAAGUCGUUGCAGUCGUAGAUUGGGAGCAAGCAGGCUGGUGGCCGGCCUACUGGGAAGAUCGUAAAGCUCACUUCACGAGUGACUAUUCAGGCGAAUGGUCUGAGAAAUAUCUGCCAAUGAUUUUGGAUCAGUACAAAACCACCUGGGACGCAUGGGACUACUACACGUCAUCUAUGGGAUGCUGA
Molecule: messenger RNA, 924 nt
Organism: Mytilinidion resinicola
Lineage: Eukaryota; Fungi; Ascomycota; Dothideomycetes; Mytilinidiales; Mytilinidiaceae
Product: kinase-like protein
Exons: 2
Source: RefSeq, a predicted model, not a curated record